ACAAACUAUUCUGAAGUGUGGAAUCAGUGUGCACACAUAUUGAUGCAACUGUAGCCUAGUACAAAGGAAUGUUGAUCGAUCGGUCCCUGAGAUUGUCAGUGAUGGCCAUUAGUGUACAGUGGUCUAUUUGAAUAGGUAUGGAUUGUCCGAUCACAGGUUUAGACUUGUUUACAAGAGGAAAUAUGUCUGCCUAAUGAAAUGGUCUUAUUGAUGUGCGAGAACAGUGCUGAAAAUGGAGGUUGAUUAAGGUUAGAAAGUUAGGCUACUGGACACACUUGAAUGUUUUGUUUUUUAUUCAUCAAUUAUUGAUAGCCUGUGUUCAUUCAUGCACUCAUUAAAUGCACUGACAGUCUUUGGUUAUACAUUUCAAAAUGGUGAUGCACAUGCUCAAAGGGCUAAAAUAUUCCCAGACAACAGACGUUUAUAAAUGAUACCGAUCAUCAAUUUAGGCUACCUGAGCAAACUGAGAGACGUGCUUAGGAAUCUGUCAAAAAUGCACAUUAUUUGCGUAACCUAUCAUGACUGCAAUAAAUUGUCGUAACACAUGUUUGAUUUGAUUCGAUAUGAAGCCAGAAAACAGCCGCCCGCAAGGACGGCUACCUGCUGAAAGCACAGCAACAUCCAUCCCGAAGGCUCGCCAAAGCUCUGACGUAGUCUCCACCUUUGUUAAAUUGACACUCCGCUCUCUGGUAGACUAUUGGUCAAAGAAUGCCCCCUGUGGACAUAGCUGUAUUUCAUUACUGGGUAACAAACAUCAUUUGGAUGCCGGAGGACAGUCAUUGGUGAGUCAAACUGUCUGCAAAAACGUCAGGAGAUUAUCGGCGCGCAGCUGGGAUGCAAGGUUGAUUCACAAAGAAGAGUGAGGAGGUAGAGAGACAACGCCGAAGACACCACAGUCGGACCGAAUCGCCGCACAGCCAUGAAGGGGGAGCAUUUAUUUUCCAACCUGAGAAACGCCACAUUCUACCAGCGGGUCUACCUACUGGGGGGCGAGGAGCUGCUGGUACUGCAAAGCACUGUGGGACAUCCCGCGCUGGGCGACAGCUUCCACCAGAUCACCGACUUUAACGACCUGCCCACCUCCCUUUUCGCCUGCAACGUGGACCAGUCUGUGUUUGAGGAUCAGGAGGGCAAGGAGAUGUUCGAGUCCCUGUUCCUGGCCUACGAUGAGCGGGUGACGUUUCAGCUGUUCAAGAGCUUCCGGCGUGUCCGCAUCAACUUCAGCAACCCCAAAGCAGCCGCCAGCGCCAGGAUAGAGCUGCACGAAACGCCCUUCAGAGGCAAGAAGCUCAAACUCUACUUUGCCCAGGUCCAGAACCCAGUAUCAGAUGGUGAUAACCUGCACCUGGCUCCUCCCCAGCCCUCUAAACAGUUCCUCAUCUCCCCUCCCGGCUCGCCGCCCAUUGGCUGGCAGCAGAUAGACGAGACCACGCCCGUCAUCAACUACGACCUGCUCUAUGCUGUGGCCAAGCUGGGCCCCGGAGAGAAGUUUGAGCUGCAUGCGGGAACAGAGUCCACCCCCAGUGUUGUUGUCCACGUCUGCGACAGCGACACAGAGGAAGUGGAGGAACCAAAGAAUUGCCCCAAACCAAAAAUCAUCCAGACCCGGCGCCCUGACCUUCCUACUUCUCACUGAACUCUGUCCCCCUGCCACUUCCUGCCGUAACAUCGUCAUCUGGAGGAAGGAGAAUCGAUCCCCCGUCUCUCUCUCACAGGAACAUUCCCCGUGUUCAGCACUCCCCACCCUACGGCCUCCCCGCCCGGGCCAGAAGGGGAGUGCUCUCUGUUCCUCAUCCUCGUCGACAUACAGCCGUUGAUGUGCUACAUGUAUGAUUGUGUUGGCAAUACUCCAUACUUACAUCAAGAUUCAGCCACCAUACCCUCAGUGAUUGGUUCCUGUCUGUAUGAUUCUGUUGUUGUAAUGUCACACAGUUAGCAGUGAUGGGGCAGCACCUUGCUUUGAGCUCGGGCCUCUGAUUGGCUUAGGGGCUGUGGCGAAUGCCAGUGUAAAGAAGCCCAUUGGUCGCCUUUAUAGACGUGUGUUAGCCUUGCUCUCGCUCCACUGCGUAUGUACCACAAGCACUGACAAUGAAUAGCGCUUCUCUCAUUAGGGCAUGCUAGCUACUGAGGUGGUGGGAUGACUCUGGCGCUGCAUGAGUUGAAGUAAUCUGAAGGAGCAUUAUGGUCAAUACUUUGUCUUAUAGUCCCUUCAAGUUGUCAGAGGUUAUUCAUCGUGUUAUCAGUGCUGUCUGUCGACCAUGGGAGUUCUUUCAAUCUUGCAUGCACUGGUCUGAUAUAGUUUGUGUGUUUACUUUGUUCUGUUUUCUGUAUGAAGCUGUCAAUUUGACCUCUCUCUCUCUUCUCUAACUUCUCUCUUUUAUCUCCCUGUGUUUUCUGGCUAUCGGUGUUCUUCACAGAAAACAAUGCUAAUAACAGUUACAAUCCAUGCAUCUUACAGUGAAAGAAUUAUGUACAAUGACAUUUCUGUGAUUGUUCCUCAAUGUCAAUCUUUCUGUGUCCAUGUCUUGUCCCCGAAAGUCUGUUUCAAGAAAAAGGAGUAUAAGAAAACAAAAGAAAAAACUUAACAAAGAAAAAACGGAAUGCCUGGUGGCCACCUUUUCCUCAUAGGCUGAAAUGGAAAGCCAAUCAUAUAUCAUCACGUGAAGCCAGUCUAUAAAGUGCAUGGUUACAUUUUUAUAGAGAUAUUGUGUUGUCUGAGAACCGUGGUUCAGUCAUGGGAUUUCCUCGUGUUUCCUUUAUGUGCCUCUGUAGGGAGCGAGAAAGAAACAUUUAUUCAAACUCACAACGAAGAAAAUAAAUGCAUGAUGAUGAUCCUGAGAGGAGUAAAACAGAAAAAAAUGAUGUUAUUACAGAGUUAUGUUACACAAAUCUUCCAAGUGCUAUUACACAGUUUCUGUCGAGAUGGUCAAGGGGAAUUACAUACUGUACUCACACACACAACCAUGUUUGUUUUCCUUUAUUGUGUGUUUUGUUUUUCCUGUGUUGGUGUGCCUGGUUUAACUUAUAGGCAGUAGAACAAGCCCUGUACAAAUUGGACAUCCCUGUCUAUUUGUGGAGAACUGGCGUUGUGAUCAAUUUUCUAUUGUCCAAACUAUUGACCCAUCCUGUUUCAGACAUUGCACCUACACUCUGAUUCUACAUUACUGUGACCCACUGAUUCAACCCUGGGUGCUUUUAUACACUCUAAACCCUCACUGUAACCCCUCACUGUACAUCAUUCCAAUCCCCAUCUCUGAUAAUGAUGGCUCAAAUGAACAGAUUUGAUACCCAGUUCAAAGUGCACUAACUGAAUUUUUUUUAUUCCAACCAGCUCCAGUAGGUUGUAGUUUAAUUCCAACCAGUUCCAGUAGGUUGUAGUUUUAUUCAAACCAGCUCCAGUAGGUUGUAGUUUAAUUCCAACCAGUUCCAGCAGGUUGUAGUUUAAUUCCAACCAGCUCCAGUAGGUUGUAGUUUAAUUCCAACCAGCUCCAGUAGGUUGUAGUUUAAUUCCAACCAACUCCAGUAGGUUGUAGUUUUAUUCAAACCAGCUCCAGUAGGUUGUAGUUUAAUUCCAACCAGUUCCAGUAGGUUGUAGUUUUAUUCAAACCAGCUCCAGUAGGUUGUAGUUUAAUUCCAACCAGUUCCAGUAGGUUGUAGUUUAAUUCCAACCAGCUCCAGUAGGUUGUAGUUUUAUUCCAACAAGCUCCAGUAGGUUGUAGUUUAAUUCCAACCAAUUCCAGUAGGUUGUAGUUUAAUUCCAACCAGCUCCAGUAGGUUGUAGUUUUAUUCCAACCAGCUCCAGUAGGUUGUGGUUUAAUUCCAACCAGCUCCAGUAGGUUGUAGUUUAAUUCCAACCAGUUCCAGUAGGUUGUAGUUUUAUUCCAACCAGCUCCAGUAGGUUGUAGUUUUAUUCCAACCAGCUCCAGUAAGAUGUAGUUUAAUUCCAACCAGCUCCAGUAGAUUGUAGUUUAAUUCCAACCAGCUCCAGUAGGUUGUAGUUUUAUUCUACCUGCAAUAUUUUCCUAUCUGUUGUUGUAUAACAUUUACAGUCAUUCUAAUUAAUAUUUUAAGCAGAUCAAAGGAUGUUGGUAAUAAUGAGCCACUAUCCUUGUGGAAGUCAUAGACUUCAAAUGCAAUUUAAUACAGGCCCUUUCCUAAAAAAACAGGUUUGAAUCAUGUAUUAUAUAUGGUGCAUAUCAAAUGGUUACAAUAGUGUAUUCCUCUUCCUUGUUUUAUUUCAUACAUGCUGGCUUUAAGACACUAUUCCCUCACUGUAUGGUCAGAUGGACCAGACACAACACAAUGACAUGCCACUGUCCAAGGUUUGUACUACAGCCACCAUUACUCCCCUCAAUGAGGUGACUUAUAUACAUGCAAUGGUUUUUGUUCUGGACUUUGGUGUCUUUCGCCUAGACCUCUGGUCUGUUGACUCGGCGCUAAAAUCUUGUCCUGCAGUCACAUUCCUCAAAACUUAAACACAGUAGACACUAUGUACCUGUGUAUAAUUCAACAUGUCCCAAUAUUUGUAUUUUAUUUUCAAAUGAAAAUCAUUAUAUUAUUAUCUGUUUCUUCUAAGAGUCAGUUGGAUUGGAAGGGAAUAUCAGUGAUGGGGUAACCAAUAUGUGUAUUGUGUAAAAAAUUGUGUAUGACCAUCAAUGUACUUGUCAUUCUACAUGUAACGUUACAACAACCUGCCUGCCUACACUAAGGAGACAUAUCUGUAUAUAUUAAUCAAUACUAUUUUUACUGCAUUUUUGUACAAAUAUUCAUGGUAGCCAUGUACAAGUAGUUCAAAUGAUUCUAUGGUAGUAUUAAAAUAGUUUGGUUUUAA
Molecule: messenger RNA, 4831 nt
Organism: Salvelinus fontinalis (brook trout)
Lineage: Eukaryota; Metazoa; Chordata; Actinopteri; Salmoniformes; Salmonidae
Gene: rcan2
Product: regulator of calcineurin 2
Exons: 5
Coding region: 920-1636 (238 amino acids)
Biological process (GO): calcium-mediated signaling
Cellular component (GO): cytoplasm; nucleus
Molecular function (GO): calcium-dependent protein serine/threonine phosphatase regulator activity; nucleic acid binding
Source: RefSeq, a predicted model, not a curated record